This is a messenger RNA of Gregarina niphandrodes, 2694 nucleotides long. RefSeq names its product DHHC palmitoyltransferase. Gene Ontology annotation, biological process: protein palmitoylation. The transcript is spliced from 4 exons. The record is from RefSeq and is a predicted model, not a curated record. Bases 1 to 2694 code for a protein of 897 amino acids. Gene Ontology annotation, molecular function: palmitoyltransferase activity; protein binding. Lineage: Eukaryota; Apicomplexa; Conoidasida; Eugregarinorida; Gregarinidae. Gene Ontology annotation, cellular component: Golgi membrane.
AUGACUGAUGGCUUGUUCGACUGCAUAAAGAGAAAAGACUACGAGGAGUUUCGAACGCGUGCGGAGCAGGUGGAGACGGUGGAGGAGUUGGCUAAUUGGCGAGAUCCGGAAGGGUUUACGAUCCUGCAUUGGUCGGCGCUCGCUGGUUGUAGCGAGUUGGUGUUGCGAAUUCUCGAGGAGGGGAAAAUGGACCCGAACGUGCGCGGUCCCAACCUCCAGACGCCCCUCAUGUGGGCUUGCAUGGAUCAGCAACUAGUCACCAUGCUCAUUCUGGCAGACCACGGAGCGAGUCUGCACUUGCUCGACGACCUACACGACAACGCCCUCUCCAUCGCUUGCCAACAUGAGAAGCUAUUCGCCGCGCUUUGGCUCCUAACCCGACAAAUUGACGUAAACGUCGCAAAUCUGGGUGGAACCAGUCCCGCGCACUGGGCCGCUUUCAGCGGUUCGUAUAUGAUACUGUGUAUGUUGGACGCGUUCGGUUUCGACAUGUGCAGGUCGUACGACCGGAACGGGUUAUUGCCCGUCCACCGCGCUCUGGAGUUAGAAUUCUGGGGCACGGCCUACAUGAUGGCCAGUUUCUGUCCCCGAUUACUGGUCACCAAGACGCGGCCAGUGGACAGCGAAGGAGAAGGAGGGAGGGAAGGAGAUGGAGGGAGGGAAGGAGAUGGAGGGAGGGAAGGAGAUGGAGGGAGGGAAGGAGAAGAUGAGGGAAUGACUUUGGAAGAGUUUGCUGAGGAUCGGUGUUUGCCGGGGAAGACCAUGGAGCAGUGGCUUAAGUUGUGCCGGUACCAUAAGCAUCGGUCGGAGGAUACGCUGGAGGAUCCCGGUACAGGUGGUUGGUUGUUUUCGUUCGGGGCUCGGAAGAGCUUAUGGGACUAUUUGGUUGACUUUGUGGAUUUUCUGGAACGGAAAGAGGCAACCCGGGGUUCCAUUCCCCUUCUAGCCUACUCGUUUGGAUUGGUGUUCUGUCUGGUUCACUGGGUAUCUUUAUGGCGAAUAAACCAAGAGUUAAGGAUGCUCGGCUUCGUCUUCAGCGGCCUACUCAAGAUAUUACCGUGUGUGGGACUUGUCGGUAUUCUAACCUUCUCCUGCUUAUUAUUAAUUGAUCCUGGUUUCAAACAAUACAACUACUUCCCAAUAAUUUUUGACAAGCAACACCCAGCAAACCCCAAGAUUCUCGCCAAGUACUCCAACAAGGUUGUCGCUAACUUGGAUAAUUAUCAAAGCACACACGAAAAGGAACGCCUAUUCCGAUCUCGUCGAAGAGAAAUAUUUGAACAGAUAGGCACCUCUCUUUCCCACCCUUAUGCCUUAAUACUGCUAUCGGCACCGGUACGGCGAAAGGACUCAAGAGUCAUUCAAUACUUUGCUAGGAAAGGCGUUUAUCUUGCCGACCACUACAAUAUCACUGAUCACUCCAAUAUUACUGGAGAGCAAAUUAGCCACCCAGCCACUCCAGUUCAAGCCACUCCAGUUCAAGCCACUCCAGUUCAAGCCACUCCAGUUCAAGCCACUCCAGUUCAAGCCACUCCAGUUCAAGACUCCGAUAUGAACCGACCGAUCAGGGUACCUUAUGCGGAUGAAAGAAAAUUAAGGGAGAAAUUGGAUCUGGGACGAGUGUGUACAACGUGCUGGAUUCGACGUAGCAUUCGGACCAAACACUGUAGCACCUGUGACCGCUGCUGUGGAGUAAUGGAUCAUCAUUGUGUAUGGAUUAACGCUUGCGUAGGCGAGCGUAAUCAUUUGCUAUUCUUCUUGUUUAUUAUUACUUCCGCAGUUUCUCAAUGGCACCAAAUUGCUUUGAUUGCCUUGGCAGGGUGCUCCAAAGCUGUCCAUCUGCUUCCGUUCAACGCUACUGUCUUCUUGCUUGGAGGCCGAAUUACGAUUCCACAAGUUUUCCUGAUUAUAUUGGCCGGUAUACUGCACUUCAUAACCUUCAAGUGGGGUGUCUCAUUGGCCUCAAGUCAGUGCGACGACUUGCUGCACAGCACCACCGUAAACGAAAAGAUAAACGGUUCCAGAUACGAGCACUUUAUUGUGAGCGCCGUGUGCGAUGACGACGGGCUACCGGACCAUCCUGUGGUCGAGUCCGACAAGGCGAUCAAGUAUAUUUAUACCGAAGGAAGCGAUCAAAAAAUACCCAGAAAGAAGUACAAGAUCGACAAGACCAUUCCCGAAUUGGUCGGUGACGUAAAUCACGCAACUCUCUCCCCGCACGCUACGGACCAGAGAGCGCCCAAGCCUUCGCCCGGCGCCAUACUAGCCGAUGAAAAGCCUGACGACCAUCGGCUUCCGGAUGAACCACCAACCGCUGAUGAACCGCCAACUGCUGACACUGUUAGAAAGUCGAUGCUGGCGCACGUAAACAGCAAUCUGCAAAAAGGCAUAACCCCGGUGAUCAAAGAGGCCGCUGAGAGGAUGACUGUUAAGACUCCUUUCAUCAGACGGUUCCUUAGAAAUCCUUUUUCGGAACAAAUGACCGUGAUUGAAUCUGUAAUUGGAUUUUUGACCAACACGCGAGACACGGAGAUCGAGUAUUACGCUCUAAAGGACGAGGAGUUUAUUCGGUCUAUGCGGGCUGAGAUCAUUGCACGCCGUCAACGCUUAGCGGCCAACAACUCUUGCCAUUGGUACUCUAAAGCGUUAUCCAAAUUCUUUGCCAGACACGGCUCUAACAACUUUUCCAGAUGA